Molecule: messenger RNA, 1836 nt
Organism: Mercurialis annua (annual mercury)
Lineage: Eukaryota; Viridiplantae; Streptophyta; Magnoliopsida; Malpighiales; Euphorbiaceae
Product: calcium/calmodulin-regulated receptor-like kinase 2
Exons: 8
Coding region: 359-1621 (420 amino acids)
Biological process (GO): protein phosphorylation
Molecular function (GO): ATP binding; protein kinase activity
Source: RefSeq, a predicted model, not a curated record
AUACAAAGACAAGAACAAUACUAGUAAAUGGCAAAUGGUAAAGGCGGAUACGUCUAAGCAGCUCUGUUUUAUCGGACCCAAUUCAACAAAUCCAAAGAAGACUAUAAAAGACUGAAUCUUUUUGGGUCUGGGACCUGACCCGACAUUCCUUCUGCCUUUAGCCUCCAACAAAGACUCUUCAGCUCCUUAUUAUUUCUUCUGUUUAAUUGUAUGGAUCUUACUUGAUCGGAAGUUUAAAGAAGACUAAAACUUAAGUCAAAUUUUGCGAGGUGUAUGUGUGCAGUAGUGAUCAGCAGGAUGUGAGAAUUUCUCAACCGCAAAAUGCUUCCAUUGAAUAAGUUCCUAAAGAUACCCAAGAAUGGUUCAUGAAACUGAUUUAGUUGCUAUUGGAGUCUCUGCUGGUCUGGCCCUCGGUAUCUUGAUAGCUGCACUGCUAUUUUUUGGCAUAAGGUGGUACAAAAAUCGUGCUAAUCUCCGUCGAUGUGCAAAUGAGCGCAGUCUUACAACUCUUCCAAUACGUACAAAUGGCUUAGGAACAAGCACUGACUUUAGUGAAUCACUUGCUCAUUCCAUAAACAUUCAAGUAUCUGAAAAAUCUGAGAAAAGUUCUCAGUUUUCCUGGUGGAAUCAUCACAGUAAAGAGCGAUUUACAUCUGCAUCAGGCAUACUUAGAUAUUCUUAUAAGGAUAUUCAGAAAGCUACCCAUAAUUUUACAACUAUUGUGGGAGAAGGUUCUUUUGGUCCUGUGUAUAAAGCUGAGAUGCCUUGUGGAGUGGCGGCUGUUAAGGUGCUUGCUUCUAACUCAAAACAAGGAGAGAAGGAGUUUCAGACAGAGGUGUCUCUACUGGGAAGGCUGCAUCACCGUAAUCUUGUGAAUCUGUUAGGAUAUUGUGUUGAUAAAGGACAGCACAUGUUGAUCUAUGAGUUCAUGAGUAAUGGGAGCCUGGCCAAUUUACUAUAUAGUGAAGAAGAAAUAUUUUUGGGAUGGAAAGAAAGGGUUGAAAUUGCACUAGAUAUUUCACAUGGAAUUGAAUAUCUUCAUGAAGGGGCGGUCCCUCCUGUCAUACAUCGUGAUUUAAAGUCGGCUAAUAUAUUAUUGGACCAAUCAAUGAGAGCUAAGGUUGCAGAUUUUGGACUUUCAAAGGAAGAGUCAUAUGAUGGCCGGAACUCCGGUCUGAAAGGUACAUAUGGAUACAUAGACCCGGUGUACAUAUCAACAAACAAGUUCACCAUGAAGAGUGACAUCUACAGUUUUGGUAUUAUCAUUUUUGAACUCAUUACCGCCAUUCAUCCUCAGCAAAACCUUAUGGAAUACAUUAAUCUUGCUGCUAUGAGUUCGGAUGGCGUCGAUGAAAUAUUAGAUAAAAAAUUGGUUGGAGACUGCAACAUUGAAGAAGUAAGGGAACUAGCUGCCAUUGCCCACAAAUGCUUACAAAAAUUGCAAAGAAAGCGGCCGACCAUCGGAGAAGUAUCUCAGGCUAUACUAAAGAUAAAACAAAGGCACAUCGAUAAGGAGGAUACAAUGUCUUUUGGCAGCGGAGCUUUCUCACGAGUCGUAAGCAGAAUAGAGGAUCAGCAGGUGGAGUUGAGCAAAAUGGCCAGCAUAAAAGAACACAACUGAAUGAAAAGAAAAUCUAUCUGCUUUUAACAUAUUUUUUGCCGCCUUUAUUUUAUUUUUUGUGUCCAUAAUCUUCAAAAGUUGAUUCUAAAGAUAGAAUAUAUACCCAACAGAAUAGGCAAACAAAAUGAUGUGUUUCUUGUGGAAAAAGUAAUUGAAGUUCAUGAGUUCCUGUGUAGUAUAAAUUUCAGAUACACAAAUGGUUUCAUUUCCAUCUA